This is a messenger RNA of Rhododendron vialii, 1304 nucleotides long. RefSeq lists its product as uncharacterized. The transcript has 6 exons. The record is from RefSeq and is a predicted model, not a curated record. NCBI's taxonomy places the organism in Eukaryota, Viridiplantae, Streptophyta, Magnoliopsida, Ericales, Ericaceae. The coding region runs from base 216 to 638 and encodes 140 amino acids.
GUCUUCAGCCUUACCAGGACGAGAGAUUGUGGGGCCUUUAGUCUUUAUCAUCAAGUGAAUUUGCUGCGACAAAGAACAUAGCACAGCGUGUCAGACAAGAUCAAAGCGGCUCUGUUGCAUCUGAUUCUGGGAAUGAAAGAACAAGAGAACAAGAAGACCCCGAAGAGAUAUAUACUAGUAUUAAUUCAGAUGAUCUUCGACGACUUAAAGGCAGGAUGAACCGUGAAGAUGCUGCAGCGAGCCUUGGCGUUAGCGUAUCCACAUUUAAACGCAAAUGUAGGGAUUACGGGAUCAAUCGGUGGCCACAUAUUAGGAAAAAAAAAGUUGGGAGACCCCCCGAUCAACAUGGAGAAGGAAAUACAUCAACCGCAUGCGAGACGCCAUCACAUCAUGUGCAAACUGGGAUGGGGGGUGAACCGGUUGGUCAAAAUCAGGAGGCAAAUGUGUUACGACAAGAUUUUAUGGGAGGCCCAAUUGCUUUGAACAUAGAAAGUGGUUUAAUAAUGGUCGCGAGACCCCCUGAUCAACAUGGAGAAAAUAAUACAUCAACCGGAUGUGAAGUGCCAUCACAUAAUGUGGAGACUGGGAUGGAGAUUGAACCCGUUUGUCAAAAUCAGGAGGCAAAUGUAUUUCGAUGAGAUUUUACGGAAGGCCCAACUGCUUUGCAUACAGAAAAUGGUUUAAUAAUAGGGAGUUCCUCUGAAUGGGCAAGUCAAGUGAAUGAUCAAUCAACUUUGUCCACUCCUUAUCAAAAUCACAAUGCUCUUGUAUUUCCCCAGCCUCAAAUAACAUCGAUGCUAAGUGAGAACAGGGGUGGUUCAAUAGAUUGGACGAAUUCUUUAGCUUCACAAGCAAAGCCCUUUUCAGACAGACACAUCUCUGGAUCUAUCUGGAGACUCCCUGAUCAACUGGAAGGUCAAACAAUGCAGUUCACUGCCCAUGCAAAUCCAAAUGCUCUUGGGCUUCCACAGUUUCAGAUAGCAUCGUCCCAGGUGCCAAGUGCGAACGAAGGUAGGAUAGCUUCACAAGUUGAGGCCUUUUUUAUGGGACAUGUCUCUGAGUCUAGCAAUUUAGCAUUUCCUGAAUAUUCUGAUGCAGCAGCUCCUAGCCAACCUGUGGCUACUAUUCUCCCAGAAAGGCAAGGUCCGAGGUCCGUGAAGGUAAAGGCAACAUAUGGGAAUGGGAAUAGGAUAAUAAAAUUCCCGCUCCCUCUCACGUCUGGAAUUAAGGAACUGAUGCAAGAAGUGUCAAAGACACUGGACUGGGAGCUUGGUAGUUUCGAUGUUGAUUAUAAGGAUGAGGAU